AUGCGUAUUAGGUACACGUACACUUUCUAUGGUCUGGUUGCUGCGUUUGCAACUCUUUUCAUUCCGUUAGCAGUUGAACUUGGUCACUUCUUUGUUGUAGUUGCCAGAGUGCUACAGGGUUUCGCUAUGGGCGUUGUUUUCGUCACUGUAGGAGCUGUGACGUCCCAUUGGUCUGUUCUUCGCGAGUCUGGGACAUAUAUCGCCAUAUUGUCAUGCAGUUCACAGCUUUCUUCCGUCAUAUCCUUGCCACUUGGAAGCGUAUUCUGCGAAUCUUCAUUUGGUUGGAGAUACCUUUAUUAUACUUUUGGUGCAGCUGGAUUUGUCUUUUCGGCAUCAUUCUUCCUGUUCUACGAAGAUGACCCAAAAAAGCACAGAAUGGUAAGCCCAAGGGAGCUGACUGCAAUUACUCUCGGUAAAGAACAACAAUCCGUAAGCGAAAAAGUUCCUUACAAGAAGAUAUGCACAGAUCAAUGCAUGCAAUCUGUUCUUCUCACCACAUUCAGUGGGAACAUCGCUUUCUUCACGUUCCUGCAUUUUGGUCCUACCUUUAUGAACAUGACGCUUGGCUUUGACAUCACUGAGACUGGUUACGCCACUGCGUUGCCAUACGCCAUAGCAAUGGUGCUAAAGUUUAUAGCAGGGCCAUUGUUUGACUUUUCAACAUAUAUACCAGAGAAAUAUCGAAUGAUUAUGUUUGCAUCAAUCUCGCAAGGUGUUAUGGCAAUCUGCUUCUGUGUUCUGUCCCAGACACAUAAUAAGUCGAUUGCUCAAGUUGCCUACAGCGGAGCUAUUGUCUUCAACGGAUUAAACAUAGUUGGAUCUAUCAAAUGUGCUCAAGUGGUCGCCAGACAACAUGUGCACUUUAUUAUGGUCUGCAUCACAAUCACAGGAUGUAUUAUUUCCUUUAUAUUACCAGGAAUUGUUGCAGUUUUAUGCCCUCAUAACACUGUUGAUGAGUGGUCACGUCUAUUCCUUGGCAUCAGCGUCUUUGUCGUCGUCUCCAACAUUCCAUUUCUGUUCCUCGCUAGAAGUGAACCAGCACCAUGGACAACGUCGACUCCAAAUUGCAAAGUCAAUGUAGAACAAAGUUUCAAAUCAAUAAGUGAAGAAGAGAGAUCAUUAGCCGUGCCAGCCUUGUCCGAUAAGGAAGGCAAAUCAAAGGAUGCAAUGCAAGAAGUCUUAUGUACAUGA
Necator americanus (New World hookworm) is the source of this 1191-nucleotide messenger RNA. RefSeq lists its product as uncharacterized. Gene Ontology annotation, biological process: transmembrane transport. The record is from RefSeq and is a predicted model, not a curated record. Lineage: Eukaryota; Metazoa; Nematoda; Chromadorea; Rhabditida; Ancylostomatidae. Gene Ontology annotation, cellular component: membrane. The transcript has 8 exons. Gene Ontology annotation, molecular function: transmembrane transporter activity. The coding region runs from base 1 to 1191 and encodes 396 amino acids.